This is a messenger RNA of Salvelinus fontinalis (brook trout), 3029 nucleotides long. RefSeq names its product syntaxin-7-like. Gene Ontology annotation, biological process: vesicle fusion; intracellular protein transport; vesicle-mediated transport. Gene Ontology annotation, molecular function: SNAP receptor activity; SNARE binding. NCBI's taxonomy places the organism in Eukaryota, Metazoa, Chordata, Actinopteri, Salmoniformes, Salmonidae. Bases 133 to 921 code for a protein of 262 amino acids. The transcript is spliced from 10 exons. Gene Ontology annotation, cellular component: SNARE complex; synaptic vesicle; endomembrane system. The record is from RefSeq and is a predicted model, not a curated record.
CGCCGGUACCCUGUAAAGCAGAGCAGAUCAUGUGACUGAAAAGCAUGACACACAGAUAAGGAAGCAGAGUGCAAGCGGGGCAGACUGUCAAGACAGAACUAAGGUCUUCGGGAGACUCCCAAUGCGUCAACCAUGGCCUACCAGUACGGAAAAGUGCAGGACCCAAAUGUGCUUACUCAGACGAUAAUCUCCAACAUCCAGAAGAUAACACAACAAACAUCUGAAAUACAGAGAAUUGUGAAUCAGUUGGGAACAACACAAGACACAACUGAGCUCAGACAGCAACUGCAGCAGAAACAGCAAAAUGUCAACCACCUUGCCAAAGAAACAGACCGAUGUGUGAAGGAAUUUGGCUCUUUGCCUGUCACAACUGAACAGCGCCAGAGAAAGAUCCAGAAAGAUCGCCUUAUCAAUGACUUCUCCAAUGCACUGGCCAAUUUCCAAAAGACACAGAGGCAGGCUGCUCAGAAAGAGAAGGAGUUUGUUGCCAGAGUCCGUGCCGAGUCCAGAGUGUCGGGUGGCUUUCCUGACGACAGCUUUGGAGGAAAUGGAAACUCCUUUGAAAGUGGGGGACAGGCCCAGGUCCAGUCACAGUCCCAGGAGGUGGCCAUCACCGAGGAAGACCUGCAGCUCAUCCAGGAGAGAGAGACUUCCAUCAGACAGCUAGAGUCUGAUAUUACAGAUAUAAAUGAAAUAUUUAAGGACUUGGGAAUGAUGGUCCAUGAGCAGGGUGAUAUGAUCGACAGUAUAGAGGCCAAUGUCGAAACUGCCGACCUUCAUGUUCAGAAUGCCACCCAGCAGUUAGCACAGGCUGCAGACUAUCAGCGCAAAUCUAGAAAGAAGAUCUGCAUUCUCAUUGUCGUUCUGGUCGUACUUGCUGUUGUCGUUGGUUUAAUCAUCUGGGCAUCAGUUAAAGGAUGAUGAUGCUGCUUUUCACACACUUUGGUCCUGGCAGUUUCAUGAUUCUUUAGGAUUAAGUUUGAGUUACAAGUCUCAAUUGCUUGUAAAAUGAAGACAAAUGCGACAGCUGUUUCGUACUGUCACUUUACUAUACUGAACAAAAAUAUAAACGCAAAAUGUAAAGUUUUGGUCCAAUGUUUCAUGAGCUGAAAUAAAAGAUCUCAGAUUUUUUUUCCACAUGCACAAAAAGCUUAUUUCUCUCAUUGUGUGCACAAAUUUGUUUACAUCCCUGUUAGUGAACAUUUCUGCUUUGCCAAGAUAAUCCAUCCACCUGACAGGUGUGGCAUACCAAGAAGCUGAUUAAACAGCGUGAUCAUUACACAGGGGCACAAUGCCACAGAUGUCUCAAGUUUUGAGAGAGCGUGCAAUUGGCACGUUGACUGCAGGAAUGUCCACCAGAAAAUGUCAUGUCCAUUUCUCUACCAUAAGCUGCCUCUAAAUUGUUUUAGAGAAUUUGGCAGUACAUCCAACCGGUCUUACAACCGCAGACCACGUGUAACCACACCAGCCCAGGACCUCCACAUCCAGUUUCUUCACCUGCGGGAUCGUCUUGAGACCAGCCACCUGGACUGGUGAUGAAACUGAGGAGUAUUUAUGUCUGUAAUAAAGCCCUUUUGUUGGGAAAAAAUAAUUUUGAUUGGCUGAGCCUGGCUCACCAGUCAGUGGGCCUGACUCCCAAGUGGGUUAGUCUGCCCACCCAUGGCUGCACUACUACCCAGUCAUGUGAAAUCCAUAGAUUAGGGCCUAAUGAAUUUAUUUCAGUUGACUGAUUUCCUUAUGUGAAUUGUAACUCAGUAAAAUUGUUGCAUGUUGCGUUAUAUAUUUUUGUUCAGUGUAUUAUAUUGAAAUUUAAGUACCGGUAGAUCACUUUUUAAGGGAACUUUGUCAUUGUGCCAUUGUUGGCUUCUAUUUGUCAAUUAGUAAUGAAUUAAUAAUUAUUAAUUUAACUCCUUAAAUUCUAUAUGAUAUAAAGAGUAUGUUCUUUUGGCAUAUACAUACUGUAUGCUAUCUGCAGACACAUACAGUGAGUAUACAAAACAUUAAGAACACCUCUUUCCAUGACAGGCUGACCAGGUGAAAGCUGUGAUCCCUUAUUGAAGUCACUUGUUAAAUCCACGUCAAUCAGAGUAGAUGAAGGGGGAGGAGACCGGUUAAAGAAGGAUUUUAAAAACUUGAGAUGAUUGAGACAUGGAUUGUGUGCCAUUCAGAGGGUGAAUGGGCAAGACAACAGAUGUAGGUGCCUUUGAGCCACUGGCGGCACCUUAAUUGGGGAGGACUUUGGAGCGGAAUUAGUGGAAUGGUAUCAGAUACAUUAAACGCAUGGUUUCCAUGUGUUUGAUGCCAUUACAUUAACUCCGUCCCAGCCAUUAUUAUGAGCCGUCCUCCCCUGAGCAGCCUCCACUACUUUGAACGGGGUAUCGUAGUAGGUGCCAGGCAUACUGGUUUGUGUCAAGAACUGCAACACUGCUGGGUUUUUCACGCUCAACAGUUUCCCGUGUGUUUGAAGAAUGGGCCGCCACCCAAAGGACAUCCAGCCAACUUGACACAACUGUGGGAAGCAUUGACGUCAACAUGGGCCAGGAUCCCCGUCGAACGCUUUUGACAGAUUGUCAUGUCCAUGCCACAACGAAUUGAGGCUGUUCUGAGUGCAAAAGGGGGAAGGGGUGCAACUCAAUAUUAGGAAGGUGUUCCUAAUGGUUGGUACUGUAUUCUCCGCGUAUAUAGUAGUCUCUUGUUCUAUGGACCAAUGAUUUUGUGUCCAGGCUUUUGCGGUUUUAAUUUCUGACUGUAUCCUGAGAUAUUGAAAUCAUGUUUUUGUUGAUUGUGAAUUAAUACUAUAGUAAGAAUAAUACACACAGAAUAGGCCCGGAAUAGGCUUGUUUAAUACUGAUUAUAAUGGACCGUAGCCUUGUCUAUGCACUAGAGGUCAAGGACUGCAAUACUAAACAAGAUCUUGCAUCACUUUCGCUAUAAGGUUCCUCAAAGGAAUGCUGCCUCAUUCUUCACUUUAUGAAUGUAUUUAAUCUCACAACUACUCUCACUGUAUGAUUAAAUAUGUAUGGAUUAUA